Molecule: messenger RNA, 717 nt
Organism: Onthophagus taurus
Lineage: Eukaryota; Metazoa; Arthropoda; Insecta; Coleoptera; Scarabaeidae
Source: RefSeq, a predicted model, not a curated record
AGAUCGCGAUUUAAAGAAGAUUCGACUUGGGAUUGAAGGUUAUCCCACUUACAAAGAGAAAGUUAAAAAACGUCCGGGAGGACGAGCUGAAGUAAUUUAUAACUACGUCCAACGCCCGUUUAUCCAUAUGUCUUGGGAGAAAGAGGAGGCGAAAAGUCGCCACGUUGAUUUUCAAUGUGUUAAAUCGAAAAGUGUUACGAAUUUAGCCGAAGCAACUGCGGAUCCCGCAUUGGAAUUAGAUGCGCGGGGUAAUCCGAUUGUUGCGGCGACCAUUUCAGAUCCGCCUCCGAUGAAUCAUCACUUGGAGAUUUUGCCGGUUGAGAAUGAUGAAGGGGCCGUUGGUCCGCUUGAAUUAGAUGUGGUUAAUGUUCCAGCGGAUGAAAAUUAAAAUUUUUCCAGCAAUUCCGUAAGUUUAAGUUAAAACGUAGAAAGGAGGAUUUAGAUUUAUUGAGAACAGAAUAAAUUUGGAGUGAAUAAAAAAUUUUACUUUAUCAUUUUAAUUUAUUUGGAAUACUCGCACAAUGAAAAAUACGGUAAAACUCUCAGAAUAAAAAGAUUUUGAAUCUCAAUAUUAAAUAAAAUCAUUUUUUUUCAAUCAAAAUAAAAUUAUAUUCGGGGUUUUACCGUAAUAAUAAUUUAGAUUUGAAAUAUCUAUGUGUAUACUUUUCGUAUAAACUCACAAUAAUCAUGUAAUAAGCUUCGAACGAUAAAAAAAAA